AUGGCCGAUCCACUAUCUAUUGGGGCCAGUGUCCUGGCAUUUAUUGGCCUCGCCGACCGCAUUAUUCACACAUGCAAGUACUACAUUGAGGCUAUUGAAGAUGCACCGAAAGACAUCCAAAUGAUAUUGGGCGAGGUAACCUCUCUAAGAGCUAUCAUCGACAGCAUUGGCGAAUCAAGCGCGACAAGCCUCGUGCCAAAUCUUCACGAACAAAACGGACCUAUCAAGUCAUGUCACAGCUGUCUUGCUUCACUCGAGGCUCUUCUCCCACUGAAUAUGGGCCAAUCUCAGACAGGCAAGCGACGUAAGCUGACGUUGGUUGAUCUCGCGUGGCCUUUGAAGCAAUCAAAAGUCAGGAAGCUGUUGGCAGAGAUAUCGCACCAUAAGGCUACCUUAUUGCUGGCCAUGUCUGGUGACAUGAGUCGAGACCUAAAGGAAAUCAGAGCAGGGAUUGAAAAGUUACAAGGCACAAUCUCAGAGUCUGAGACUCGGGAGAUCAUCCGCUGGCUUGAGCGAACAAACCCAUCAUCUCUUCACAACAUAGCGUUCAGCAAACACGAGCCCCUGACAACUGCAUGGGUUACCAAUUCUUCCCAGUGGAAGAAUUGGGUGUCAUUAGAAUCUGAGACCAGACUCAUGUGGAUAUAUGGGCUCCCUGGUGCUGGAAAAACAGUUCUAGCAUCAUAUGUCAUCGAAGAGCUCGAGAAACUGUGCGAACCUGUCGACGGUAGUUUUUGUAGCUACUACUACUGUCACUACUCUCAUAAUCAGGACGAAGCAGUGCCAUUUUUGAGCUGGGUCAUUGGCCAGGUAUGUCGACAAAUUAGCUGGAUACCACCUGAGUUAAAACGACUUCAUGACCGUGGCUGCGAGCCUACAAGCACUGAUUUGGAGCGAAUUCUGGAAACAAUUUUGCAGAAGGUCGACAGUCUCUUUGUCGUCAUCGACGCGGUUGAUGAGAGCACUCCUCGAGAGGAGCUCCUGUCGAUCAUUGAGAUACUGACAGUCGAUAAGCGGUUUGAAAAGAUCAGGAUACUGGCAACCAGCCGGCAAUACUUUGACAUAGAACAGUCUUUGGGUGGGAUAUCAGAAAGUAUAUCAAUGUCAAACACAAUGGUAGACGCUGAUAUUCGACGGUUUGUACACGCUCGACUAAGGUCAAGCCAUCGGUUAAAGCGAUGGCACGAACGAUUUGACGAGAUUGAGGGCAUUCUGGCCGCUAUGGCACAGGGAAUGUUUCGGUGGGCUGAAUGUCAAAUUCAAGCCAUAGAGCGACUUCGCGACCAUUCGAAACUCCCGCAACUCCUAUCCAACCUCCCCAAAGAUCUGAGCGAAACUUACGUCAGGAUCUUCGAAGCGAUACCUGAAGACGAUAGACCGCUAUUUUGUAGUAUCCUCACUUGGAUCAUAGGCCAUUCUCAAGCCGAUUGGAUGUAUCACGUUGGCGUGAAUGCGAAUAUGCUGCUUUCCGCAGUGACAUAUGAGCAUUUCGGGUCUGAAGCCAAAGGCCAGAAGUCUAUCAUUGACCUCGAGUAUCUAAAAGAGAUAUGCGGUUGCCUCAUCACGGUUCGGUAUGUUCCUGGGGAUAUCUUCGAUAACUGGGUUGGCGAAUCUCCGAGAUUACAGACUAGAGAAGCUACUGACGGUGAGGAUCUCUACGUCUCUCUCGCUCACUACACAGUACUGGAGUUUCUGGUAUCACCGCACGUCUUACAACCAAAUUUCCCAUUCUUCACCAUGUCCCUCGAGCUAGUUCGCUUGGAAUUCGCAAAGAGUGUUCUGAGACAAGCCCUAGCGGCUGAUCCAAAGGGGACAAACACUGAUUGGAUUCACGACCGUGAAGCAUAUUGCCUCACCCUUGGCUGUGCCUUAGAUAUGCAUGAGAUAUCAGCAGAUUCCGAUCUUCAAGACCUCUUCUUGCGGUACAUAAAUCCCUGUGCCCCGCACUAUGCGCGCUUCGAAGCUAUCCAGUCCCAGAUUGUCCAAAGUGAUGACGACUCUCGAUGUUACUUCUUGAGACACAUCCCGGCUCGCGUCGAAUGGGCUACUACGGAGAAUGAGAUUGGCAGAUUAGGUGUAGCGCUGAUGAAUAUUCUUUUGCUUCAGCAUCAGUCGAUUCAAAGGGAGCUUAUGCCGUUGAUCAGAAGACUACUUUCUGGGAGACAACUACAUGAGCUUCUGAAUGCCACAGUGACAGCUACUUUUCUUGAUGAAGCUGAUGAAGAAGAUGAAAACGGGAACCAGUUAUAUGUAUUGCAUGGAAUGGUCUGGGAGAUAGUAAAGUGGCGGCAUAUCUUUCUUGACGAUGAGGAGCUUUCUGAGUCUUUAGAUAUGUUAUGGCGCCAUUUGGGGUAA
Molecule: messenger RNA, 2355 nt
Organism: Fusarium tjaetaba
Lineage: Eukaryota; Fungi; Ascomycota; Sordariomycetes; Hypocreales; Nectriaceae
Product: ankyrin repeat
Exons: 4
Coding region: 1-2355 (784 amino acids)
Source: RefSeq, a predicted model, not a curated record